GGCUCACUUGUCGUUGCUCAGUGGGAGAUGCGCACCACUGUAGUUAUGGCUGCUCAGACAAUGUUUUGAUAAACACUUAAUGGUUUAUACCUUUCUCGUUGUAGGAAAGCCAUGAUUGACUUUUGAUGGAGUCAUAAAAGAUUUCUUUUAAACCAAGGACAAGAAGAUGUCAAGUUCAUUUGUGAAGGACUGUUCUGAUGUAUCGGCCCCUGGAAACACAUCUGGUAAAACGGUGAUUAUUAUAGUGAACAAUGAAACUGGAAAUGUGUCAUUAGAUGGUGAUGAAUUGCAAAAUUUACUUGCAAGUCAUGGAGCAGAUGGUUCUCAGGUCAGUGUAGUGCGAAUGGGAAGUGGUGGAGUAGAGAAUCUCAGCGAAGCAAAUAUUACUUCUUCAGUUACAACGACUGAUGGUACUCAACAUGUUAAUUUGACUGUGGAGGGGUACCCAGCUAUCCCGGUUGAAGGGCAAAUUGGAAAUACAGGAAACUAUGCAGAACUGCCUUUAGAUGCUGAUGCUUUUCGGCGGCUUGAGAGCGUUUUGGAAAGUGAGGAGGCACGAGAAAUACUAGGAGAGCCUCUUCUUGAUAUGGUCACCAAUCCAGAGCAACUUGGCACUCUUGAUGAGCUGAUGGACUCUUCAUUAUUUGAAGGAGAUACAGAAGAUGCACCUGUGUCUGGAGAUGUAUCUACAGAGAAUGAUGGGUCCCCAACAAGAGUCCCUCGCUCCCCCCCCAAACGUAGGUCUCAAAGGCAGAUGGACAAAGCAGAGAGAGAAGAGGUGAGUAUUUAUGGCUUCAUUGCAAAUGCAGUGUGAAUACUGAUUUACACA
Molecule: messenger RNA, 829 nt
Organism: Homarus americanus (American lobster)
Lineage: Eukaryota; Metazoa; Arthropoda; Malacostraca; Decapoda; Nephropidae
Exons: 5
Coding region: 167-814 (215 amino acids)
Source: RefSeq, a predicted model, not a curated record